AUGGCACAAGACUCGCCUCGCGUUGACGAGUCGGGAACCCCAACACGAAGCAACGAAAUAUCCGUAAGAAUUGGUAGCGGAUUUGGCGACGGACCCCAGACAACUCUGACCGCCUCAGAACGCAAUAAGCAAAAUAAAAGAAAGGGAGACAUACUUCUUAGUGUGGGAGGAGAGCAGACAACCAAGAAGAACAAGAGUGGCGAGCUAUCCAACGAAUUGAGCGGUUCGGCCAAGGAAAUUCAUGAUCAGUGCCCCCCCUUGGAAGUUUCAAACAUAUCGCAGAAGCUGCAGCAGGAGGGGAAAGACGUGGGGCGAGAUCUCGGGAUCUUCCUGGAAGGUGAUCUGGUGAUUCUUAAGCUGCGGGGACGCGAUAUUCCUGCUGCCGAUGCAGAUUCUGCGGAGGUCAACCUUUUCAAAUCGGCUCUGGCGGCGGCACUUAUGCUUACAGAAAACAAACACCCGGCGGAAACAUGGUGGCGAUGGGCCGCUCAGCAAAUAGACAUGUUCCUGAGAAAUCGGGAAACCUGCGACGGAGAAACUGCUGUCGACAUUCGAGAACUGCUCCGCGGCACGAGACGCCGGGAUGGCGACGAGCGUCCACGGGGAGAGCAAGAUGAUACACCACAGACUGGCGAGGGGCAGGAAAAUGGGAAACUUGCAAGACAAUACCCGAAAAGCAUGAAUAUGCCGGGUGGAGGAAAAGCCCUGGCUCCGAGGGGAUCAAAAAGCCUGAUAUCCACGAAGACGCCGAUUGAGAAGGGGAUGGCCUUGAAGGGUCGAAAGAAGGUCCGAAGACCCCUGAGCGAGGUUUUCCCCACGCUACCCUUCGACCACCCUAACCAAUCAAAGGUGGUGACUAAGGCCCAACUAUAUGCUUUCAUUAAAGAAUAUCCGACACAGAAACAGAAACGUCACGAGCUCCUUCCGAAAUAUUUCAACCCCCGUGGGUAUCUAUACCUGCAGGGGAUUGGUAAGGAGCUCGUCAGCGAAUGGGUUACCCGAAUGGAAGUGGUUGUCAAUACUGGUGCUGCCUGGCCCGAGGACCUGCUCUCCCGUACUGUCAUGAGCAACAUCCUGGCAUGGUAUAGCAGGACGGUCGCCCACUAUUCUACCAACAAUGCGAUCUGCAAGGGGGUUCGGCGGGCGAAACUGGAGGAAAGACGCGACCCGAAUACGGGGAGGUUCCUGAAUACAGAUCAUGGCGUUCGACCUUUCGAUGAUCUGGGAGUCGGCAGAACGCAGACCUUCAGCAGGGUACAGUCAACCGAGAUCAAAUACCUUCAGAAGGGACAGGCCGAUGAAAGAAUGAAGCGAGAACGGAGAGACAGAAUGCUGUCUACGCUUCAUCAGCUCCUGGUGGGAGACAUCGGGGAAUUCCUUGCAGAAUCCGAGGAGCUCAUGGCGCGAGAUGCGGAAGAAUUAGAUGAGGAUUAUGCAGAGAUUGCGAGGCUCUGGAUGGGAAUCUGA
This is a messenger RNA of Fonsecaea erecta, 1467 nucleotides long. RefSeq lists its product as hypothetical. The coding region runs from base 1 to 1467 and encodes 488 amino acids. NCBI's taxonomy places the organism in Eukaryota, Fungi, Ascomycota, Eurotiomycetes, Chaetothyriales, Herpotrichiellaceae. The transcript has a single exon. The record is from RefSeq and is a predicted model, not a curated record.